AUGGAUGUCAACACUCUCUUUGGCGUGCAGGGCAAAGUGGUGCUCGUCACCGGCGGAGCCAAGGGCAUCGGCCGCAUGAUCGCGACGGGCUUCGUGGCCAACGGCGCCAGGGUCUACAUCACCGGCCGCGACGCCGCCGCCUGCCGCGCGGCCGUCGAGCAGCUCGCGCCGCGCGGCUCCAUCCGCGCCCUCCCCGCCAACCUCCAGCACCUCGCCGAGUGCGAGAAGCUGGUGGCCGACCUGGCCGCCCUGGAGCCCGGCGGCCUGCACGUCCUGGUCAACAACGCCGGCGCGACGUGGGGCGCCGACUUUGACACGCACCCCGACGCGGCGUGGACCAAGCUCCUGACGCUCAACCUGCAGCGCGCCUUUACCCUGUCGCAGCUGUGCCUGCCGCUGCUGGAGCGGGCGGCCACGGCGCAGGACCCCGCGCGCAUCAUCCACAUUGGCAGCAUCGACGGGGUGCGCGUGCCCACCCUGGCCAACUUUGCCUACGCCGCCAGCAAGGCCGGGCUGCACCACCUGUCGAGACACAUGGCGCGGGACCUGGGCUUCCGCAACGUCACCAGCAACGUGCUGGCGUGCGGGCCCUUUCGCACCAAGAUGAUGAAGGCGACGCUCGACGCGGUGGGCGACGUGCUGGAGGGGGAGAUUCCGCUGCGGAGGAUCGGCCGGGACGAGGAUGUCGCGGGGUCGGCCAUGUUUCUGGCCAGCAAGGCGGGGGCUUAUUUGAAUGGCGCGCUGAUACGACUGGACGGAGGAGCGUCCUUGGUGGCCAAGAUUUAA
Molecule: messenger RNA, 786 nt
Organism: Ustilaginoidea virens
Lineage: Eukaryota; Fungi; Ascomycota; Sordariomycetes; Hypocreales; Clavicipitaceae
Exons: 4
Coding region: 1-786 (261 amino acids)
Molecular function (GO): oxidoreductase activity
Source: RefSeq, a predicted model, not a curated record